Messenger RNA from Sphaerulina musiva SO2202, 1480 nucleotides. RefSeq lists its product as uncharacterized. Gene Ontology annotation, molecular function: DNA-binding transcription factor activity, RNA polymerase II-specific; zinc ion binding. The annotation marks the transcript as partial. Lineage: Eukaryota; Fungi; Ascomycota; Dothideomycetes; Mycosphaerellales; Mycosphaerellaceae. The record is from RefSeq and is a predicted model, not a curated record. Gene Ontology annotation, biological process: regulation of DNA-templated transcription. The transcript is spliced from 3 exons.
CACACAUCCUGUCUGUUCGCCAAAAUCGUGCAGCCAUUCCUUACUGGCGUGCAUGUUUGCCUUAGCGCUUCCAUUAUCCUGGGUGCGCCACGCCGCACAGGACAGGACGUUCAAGACGUCUCCCGUGACUCGCGGACUCCUCGUCAGACGGUGUAGGCAGCACUUGUGAGGAGUGGAAUCCUUCCACCAUUCGCUCGCUGCACGUAUCUGCCGAAGUCGUGGAAGCGCAAAGAGUGGAGAUCCCGUUGUCCCUCUUAACGCAACGGCACACCGAACCAACACAUACCUCCUAGCGUAGCGUGGCAGACGCAGACAUUGCCCUGGCCUGGCUGCAGCGGCUGUAAUCUUCACGGGCUGGCCUGCAUUGUAAAGCUAUCAACCUUCUCGACUGGGCCCGAGUCACUGGACCGACACCGCAAUCUCAAACAGUGUGUCACUACUGCAAUAAUAAUCAUAAUCAUGCCUCCGGAUUCGCCCCAGCACUACGGCUACAUCCUCUCCUCUUCGAGAGCCAUAGGCGAUGCCGUUCCAGCAUUCGACCCUUAUGCGUUGGCCCGCCCAAAUAAUGCAACCUUUGCGUCGGGAACCCCACAGCCACCUGGAUCGAAUCGGACGACACAGAGGCUGCCCAAAACAAAGCCUGACACCAGGACACUCACCAAAUCCAUCUCUUCGCCCCAUCUUCGAGGUCCCAUUAUGUCAGAGUCUGAACUCGACAAGAAGCGGAAUAAGCUUGGCUAUCAGAGAAUAUCCAUCGCCUGCGCUCACUGCCGUCGUCGUAAGAUCAGAUGUCUCUUAGCUGCAGACGACCCUGAGCAAAGAUGCCAGAACUGCAUUCGACUGAAAAAGGAAUGUGUCUUUUACCCUGUUGACCAGCAGGCUAUGCUCGAUGCGCGAUCGGAGGCAUCGGGAAAGCCAGGGGUGCCAUCAGCACCGUCUUCAGCAGUAUCAACGUCGCCGCUACAGUCUGGUAGGCGGGGCUUUGAGCACGCCUUUACAGGUAGUUAUGGAGAUCCUGCAAUGCCGCCCAUUUCGGCAGCAUAUCAAAACAUGCCCAUAAUGCCUCGGGCAGACCAGCGAGUGCCAGGUAGCUACUCGCCGCAAGACCAUUCUUUCCAAGCCCCUGGCCAGCCCGCACCACCAUGGGCAACGGCAGACUUUGCAGAACAACACAGCCGAAAGACACCGAUAUCACGUACUCCCAGUGCUCAGCCUCCCUUUACGCGAUACGCUGAAGCUCCAGCUGCGGACGUGGCGCCUUUUCCGGGACCAGAGUCACCGGCGCACCCAUCACCAAGCGUGCCACAAGUGCCGUGUGGAUAUAACAUGGAGCAGAUGCAGCAGCAACCUCACGGCUGGCAAUCGCAGAGUCAGGUUACCCGAGCAGUAUCGUAUUCCGAUUAUCCGCAAAGCUAUAAUGCGCGUUACCAGCAAGCACCACCACCACCACCACCACCACAACCACUACCAAGCUCUUAUC